AUGGAUUUUGCCGCAAACCUUACCGAUCUUCCCCCAAACAAAAGACACAGAUUUAUUCAACAACCUCAACAACAACAACAUAGUCCAUGUUCACCUUUACCCACCAAAAAACGUAAAGAAUCUCGAAACUCAUCACUUUUUCACACCCCUCCUUCAACACCAUCACCCUCCAUUUAUUCUCUACCCACCAAAAAACGAGUUUCCGCUCUUCACCCCCACUUUUACCACCACCACAACACCUCAAACGACGCCGUUCUCCACCCACUCAUAGAUCUCAACGUUGAAUACAACCCAGCUCUCCACUCACCCAUCCCAACCGACAAAAAACCUCAACAGCAACAAACACAAGACACUAACAACAACAACAAAGAAGUCGUCGCUGAAGAGGAUGGGAUUUUAUGCUGUGUGUGUCAGAGCACCGACGCUAAUUCCGAAGAUCCAAUAGUUUUUUGCGAUGGUUGUAAUCUAAUGGUCCACGCUUCCUGCUACGGAAACCCACUAGCCAAAGAAAUCCCAGAUGGUGAUUGGUUCUGCGGACAGUGUUGUUUUACAGGCACCGUUCCCACAAUACGUUGCUGUCUCUGUCCAACAAAAGAAGGUGCUAUGAAACAAACAAUAGACGGAAAGUGGGCACAUGUGGUGUGUGCUUUACUUGUUCCUGAAGUAUAUUUUGUUGAUCCAGAAGGGAGGGAAAAGAUUGAUUGUUCUAAGGUUCCGAGGAAGAGAUGGUUGGAGAAAUGCUAUGUUUGUGGGUGCUGUGAUGGGUGUGCUUUGGUUUGUUCUGAACAAAAGUGUGGUUUGGGUUUUCAUAUUACUUGUGGGAUUAAAGAGGAUGUUUGUAUUGAGUAUAGGGAAGGGAAGAAAGGUGCUACUGUUGUUGCAGGGUUUUGCAAAACCCAUUCUCAGAUAUGGGAAAAGAACAAGGGAUCUGGGAAAUACAAAAUUGUUGCAGAUAAAGAAUAA
Molecule: messenger RNA, 963 nt
Organism: Lathyrus sativus (Indian pea)
Lineage: Eukaryota; Viridiplantae; Streptophyta; Magnoliopsida; Fabales; Fabaceae
Source: the annotation of a GenBank genome assembly